This is a messenger RNA of Macrobrachium nipponense, 552 nucleotides long. RefSeq lists its product as uncharacterized. Lineage: Eukaryota; Metazoa; Arthropoda; Malacostraca; Decapoda; Palaemonidae. The transcript is spliced from 3 exons. Bases 67 to 552 code for a protein of 161 amino acids. The record is from RefSeq and is a predicted model, not a curated record.
AAACAAACACCGACAUGAGAUCGUUUGCUUUCAUAUUUUUCAGAGAGGCGUCACCCUACUUCAACUAUGACAACUAUAACACUUGGAAUCGGUAGUGUGGCUGCUGCGGGAGCCGUCGCAGCAGUUGCUGCGGGGGCAGUAGGCCUCGGAUUGGCAGCUGUGGCAAAUCUGUUCGGGGAAAGGAACAGACAUUACUACCAUGGGGUAUACCGAGGACGUCGUCAGGCUCAAGAACCAGAUGAAGAAGUAGAAGAAGGAAAAAGUGGUACAGGAGAAGAGGACGAGUCUGUUGCCCUGGAGAGGUUGCUGGAUCUCAUUCGCAGUCAGGAUGUCACAGGAUGUGGGCUGCGACUCAUGUGCGACUUGGCCAACCGUAACGAAAACGAAUUGGACGCCCUGAGGCUUGGAAUCCUUAAUCUCGUGGAGCCACUCCCUAAGCCAGGAGAGGGAAUUCUUCCCUCAGGGGGUGCAGGGGACUACAAAAUGUCCAGAUUUCAUGGCCAGUCAGGAGAGGACUGUUUUUCGCUCUACCCUUCCUGCCCACUCUCGUAG